Metarhizium brunneum ARSEF 3297 is the source of this 1992-nucleotide messenger RNA. RefSeq names its product Regulator of nonsense transcripts 1 (gene upf1). Gene Ontology annotation, molecular function: 5'-3' DNA helicase activity. NCBI's taxonomy places the organism in Eukaryota, Fungi, Ascomycota, Sordariomycetes, Hypocreales, Clavicipitaceae. The record is from RefSeq and is a predicted model, not a curated record.
AUGAUUGAAGAAGGAGCCAAGGCCAAGAAAGAUUCGGCAACAAUGAAAAAAAUGCUCGAUAAUGCUAAACUUCUCAUGAGUGUUCAAAGGGAUUUGUUCCUGGGCACUGGGUUCUACAACACCUUUGAAGGCAAGCCCACGUCAGCAAGCGGUAAGAUUACGACUGCGAUAUCGAAUCUUCUCCUUUCCGAUGCCCUCGGUAUCCCCUAUACGCCAUUUAAUCCGUUGCCAAAUAUUCCACUCCUGAGAAUCACGGAUCGCGAUUUUGUGGAUUCCCUGAUGCAGGAGGCCCUGCCCGAGGACCGCUCUCGGUUCACCGAGUAUCUAUGCAAUCGACCGCUUGGCCUCGGAAUUAUAACCGCCCCGCCUGGGUUUGGAAAGACGACCGCCCUUGCUAUUGGAGCCGUUGCAAUGGCUCAGACUUUAGGGAAGUUAUAUUUAUCGGGACCUACGCACAUCUCUGUGGAUAAUGCCGCAGCACGACUGGAUCUUAUUAGUGAUCGGGUGACGAAUCGUCUAAACGAUAAGCUCAGUCAACAGGGCCUUUCACCCAAGUAUCAUCGAAAGCUCAUUAUCCGUGCAUUCAAGAUCGACGAUGAGCUAAAGGCCCUCAAAAAUGCCCUGCAGAAUCCCCAGGAUGCCAGUAACGCCACUAUUGAAUCGUCAUGGUCCAGGAAUUCCAAAUGGAGACUACAUUUGUCGUUGGCUUACUGGGUGUUGGUAGUUAUCCGAUCUCCCGCUGUGAGACAGCUUGGUCCACACGACAAAGAGAGCUUGCACGCCAUUCGCGAGAAAUGCGACAAGGAUGGUUCUUUGGCGGUCCUCGGCAAAGUUGCAAUGGGCAUCAUUGAGUGGGAAAAGUAUAAGAGAAGGGGUUUGGAAGUGAUAGAUGGCCGCGACUCACCCGUCAGGCGUCUCAUGACAAGCAUUCUAUCCGUAGCCGAUGUCAUUGCAACGACACCAUACCUCGCAUGCAAAAAGCCUUUCUGUGACUGGAGAAAGAGGGAGGCCCGAGGAUUCAUAUUCGACGAGGCUGCCAACAUGAAUCGGCCAGACCUGCUAUGUGUCUGGGGCAAUACCUGUAAGCCGUGUCUCCUUGCUGGCGAUGAAAAGCAACUGCCGCCAACUGUGAUGACGAAGCAAGAGCGAGACGAAGAUGGCAAUUCCUUGAAUAGGUUCGCGGGAGAUGGCGCGAUUUCGCCCAUCCACCACUUCAAGUCCAUGGGUUGGCCCAUAUACAGACUUCGUGUCCUGCUUCGGAUGGCGGAGGGACAAUUCGACCUCACGUAUAACGAGGUUUACAGAGACAUUCCUUUCACCUACGGCCCUGGAUGCGCCAUCGACCUCCCCCAUCAUGAGAUUGGCCGCAAACUGGAGAGUUAUCUCUGUCGAAAGUUUCCAAGAAUCAAGCCUGCUCCCGCUGGCGAGCUUCUUCCAGUCUUUGUCCAUUGCGAGGGUUCCCAGUCCUCCCAGGAUGAGUUUUCUGGUUCGACGAGAAACCCCGACCAGGUAACACUGGGACUAAAGAUCCUGGUAAACUUCAUCAAGAGCUCGGGUGCAAGACCGCAAAACAUGGUUAUUAUUUCGCCUUACUUGGCCAAUGUUGGCACCAUCGAGAAGUUUCGAAAGCGCCCAGAGUUUGCUGCCUUGAAACCAAUGCGCCCGACCGCGACGGUGGACUCUUUUCAGGGCCAAGAAAGUGACAUUGUGAUGAUCAUCAUGGGGACCACGGCUAGUUCGGGUCCAGGGUUCACCUCUGACGAGCACCGGCUGAAUGUGUUGCUGAGUCGCCACAGGUCUGGCCUCAUCAUCGUCGGGGAUAUUAAUGUCACUGGCGACGUGCUGAAGCCGGAGGCACCAUUCCAGGGCGUGAUGGUCAUUGGUCGAACUGGCGAGAAGUAUUUUGAGCCAUGCAGGAUGCUCCGAAAUGUGCACUUGGCAUUGCAGGGAGCGGGCAGAGUCGCCCGGAUCCGGCUUCCAAAGAAAGAUUAA